Culicoides brevitarsis is the source of this 4752-nucleotide messenger RNA. RefSeq names its product pleckstrin homology-like domain family B member 1. The transcript has 4 exons. The coding region runs from base 898 to 4251 and encodes 1117 amino acids. The record is from RefSeq and is a predicted model, not a curated record. Lineage: Eukaryota; Metazoa; Arthropoda; Insecta; Diptera; Ceratopogonidae.
UUUAGUUUUUUUUCAUUUGUUAAUCACCAAAUUUUCUUUUGUGUUUUCCAAAUAAACGUAAAAUUCACGCAACUACAGACAAAAAGUUCGGAAAGUACGCUUAAUAACAACUUACGGUGCCUUGAAAGCGAAAAAAUCAAAAUUCAUCAGAACGAAUUAUUGAGAAAUAUCUCUCUCUGUGUAUCGUACGAAAGCAGCAAAAAUCAACGUACACAAAAAUAACACAGCAGUGAAAAAUAAACACAGAGAAAUCGAGUGAAGAAAACACAAACAUCAAUAAUAAUAAUAAAUAGAUUUCAAAGGAAACACAAAGUCGCGAGAAAAAAAGGUGAAUCAAUCAGCAUCUGCAUGUGAUCUCGCAGGGAAAAAUUAGAAAGAAAAUGUUGUUACGUGGAUUGUCGAGGUGCGUGAGAACACUUUUUGGUGACAACCUGGAGCUGUAAAGUAGUGUAGAGAUAAGAUAGAAGGCGGAAGGUAUACUAGCGAGAUUGUAGUCUGCACUGUAUACGUUGUGUGGUGCGACAAACGAGCGGCGGUUAAUUAUUUAAUGAAAAAAUAUCACACAUGUGUAUGUGACGACGAAAUGGAAUGAGAAACGCGUUAACAACUGCCUUUUCUUGCUAAAUGACUGCUCAUUUCAUUCAUAAACCAAACAGUAUAUUGUUGUAUUAAUUCACUUUUUUUUGUGUGUGCGUCUCAACUCAACAGCAGCUAAUGGUCGUUCCAUAUUUUAUGCCACACAUUUUAUAAAUAAACAACAAAAAUCACCAUAAAUUUCCGGUUUGUUUGGUAUUACAUAAAAAAAAUUAAAAUCUCGUUCAGAAGAAGACAAGAAAAAAGUGUCUCGUUUGUGUCUUCAACUCCAAUUAAACAAAUAUCGACGUCAAAUGUGAGACGAUGCCCACCAAACCAACGACUUCAAACUUUAAUGGCACAACCGUCUUACAUAACAACAAUAACAGCAGCUCGUCAUCAAGCAGCUCCACAACUAGCUCAAGUGUCUUGAACAACAAUUCAUGUACGGCAGCCGCUCAAAUAAUGCUCAACGGAUUCGCGAAAAACUCCACGCCAAUCAAUAACUCGGUGAAUUUUGCGCAAAACAAUACCACAAGUGAUAAGUUGCGCGGCAUCGGAGGCGGGGGCGGCGGUGCAGUUACAUCGACAACAACAACCGGCGACACGAAAAACAAUAAUUUGAAUUCCGCAACGGCCUACGCCAAUGUAACUGCCGACUAUGACUACGACUUGCCAAAUCUCGAAGCACCGAAAAAGGUCAACAAUGUGAAAUUACAUUUGCCAUCCCCCGCAUACGAUCGAUACCCAUCGAAGAAUUUGGGGCAGAUGAAAGUGUAUCCGAUCACGACGCCAGACCGGGAUGAGCCAGUAUUUCACGCGAACGGGCAAAAGCCGCAACAACAGCAACCGCCAGCCAACAACGACGACUCGAUGCUGAGACGCGAAGAACAAGAACGACUCGAUGAAAUAUUGUUGAUUUGCACAGAAUACGAAAAGCAAAAUCAAACACCGACACACGGUACAUUAGUCGGUUCCGCAUCGCCAAUCGUACAGAAUCGCAUCAAGACAAACGGUUCGUUGCCACGCGAAAAGAAGAAUUUAUCGCCGCUCAGUCCGACUGGCAACAGUAAUGGCAUCGCCAUGUCUCCGCUUGACAGUCCCAAGCCGCAACGCGCAUCAGAAUACGAAAAUCUGCACGAUUCAAAGCGAACUUACAUGAAUUUGCCGCUGAAGGAGACGUCAAAUACCGCAUCCGGGAACGGCUACGAGAAUGUCUUUCAAAUUCACAAGAAAAAUGUGCCGCAAAGUCCUCGAACGCGCAUCCGAACGUGCAUUUCGCCGAAAGUGGCACCUGCCGCACCACCGGAAAUCCCCGCAAAUCGCGCCAAUGAAUACGAUGCCAUCAUAAAAUCCUUCGAGGAGAAGUUAAAAGUCGAAAUUCAGUUGUUGCAAAAUCAGGAAGAGACUCCGGUGCCGUCGACGAGCGAAGGACAAACCUCCACAUCGCCCGAAAUUUCAUCCUCGGACAAUUCUAGUCUUUUACUGGAGCGCCAAACGGAACGCAGCGAAAUAAUAAAGACAAUUCGUCACUUGAAAACGCAAAUUGCCGACUUGGAGAACCAGCAAGAGGAAGUCCACCGUGAAAUGGAUGUCGAAAAAGCUCUUGUCACGGCAGAACUUUCGUCGGAGCACGAUUUAGCGGCAAAACUCGAACAAGAUUUGGCUCAAAUCACGCAAAAUUUGCACAGAGCCGAAGCACAGCGGAACGCAAACCGCGUGAUGCAAGAAACGAACCAAGCAAAGCUCAAACAAGCGAUCGACGUGAAGCAGGAACAUCUCAAGAGAUUAGAAUCCUUGCUAGAAACGGACAAAGAGAACGAGGAUUUGUGCAAAGAACAAAGUAAAAUAUCGGACGAACUCGAAAACGACAUAAAAGUCUUCGAAGAUUUGGAAUUUCAGUAUUUUGAGGAGGAAACAGAGUGGCAGCAACAACGCGACGAAAUGCAAAAAGACCUGCAACGACUACGACGACAGGUGAUGGAUAAACGUGAACACAUCAAAAAGUUGGAGAAACAAGAUAGUGAUAGUCAUGCAACGGCGUGCCUCGACACGAAGCACAUCGAAACGCAAAUAUUUGGUUUGCUGAAAGACCUUGAAGUGAAUCGUGAACGUUUAAAAGUCUUAGAUAAGGAAAUUUUUGAGAUAUCGGGACAAGAGUUAGAUCGCGACACCGAUACGGAAGAAGAUGAAAGUGAUCAACGGCGGACCGGGGUCAACAAUGUGAUGUCUCAAAGUCUCUUUGGGUCACAGGAAAUGCUGAAUCAAGGUGCCGCUGCAGCGAAAAAUGACUUGAUGUCCAAAAGCAUGAACGAAAAUAUGCUUUUGACGAAUUUGGAGACUGGCAAACGUCUGGAUUUCAGUUAUUGCAAUCCGGUUCCGAAACCGAAGCGACACCAAACCUUCGAUAUGAACAAGGAAAUUUCGGAUUUGUUGCAAACCAAAGGCGAUAAACUACAAGAAGCUGAUAACGGUGGCAGUCCAAAGCUCGUGAUGUUCCAACGAUCCACGGAAAAUGUCUCGGAUCCACUUUUAAAGCUCAAAUAUCAACUUCCGGACAGCGCCACGCUGCCUCGUGUCGUGCAUGCCGACAAAAAACGCCCAAAAUCGCAAACGCAAGACCUCAACCUCAGUCUCGAGGAAGAUAAUUUCACCGUGGAUCCGGGAACGCCUAAACGCAUCGCCUCCCAAGACGACAUCGAUCGCAUUUCCAAAAUCACAAACGAUUCGCCGCUCGUUUCAUCCCAAGGCGCCAGCGAUAAAGUCAAGGAAAGUAUCAAAGAAAUCGAGAAAAAUCGUCAAUUAUUGCUCGCGCAGCAAGGAUCCCAUUUGAUUGACUUUGAAAAACGCAAAAUGGACGAGCUCCGUAAACGAAGUCAGGACGAAGCACGUGCCAAAUAUCAGUUGGAACAACAAAAGGCCUUUACGAGUUCCUUACCGCGCAACGUAAAUGUCACGCGAUCGCCAAAAGUGGUGCACAAAGACACCAAUAACGUGCCCUACUUGCAGUAUCAACAGCAACUCAGUGGCGGCAGUAGCGAUGGAAGACCCUUGUCAGAGUUGUCCGAAUGCAGUUUCGAAGGAAAUUUCCAAAAUUUGCAGAAUCAAUCGACACCGAAUCGCAAGGAAGUGAUUGCGCCUGCGGCGUCGCCGUCACUCAAGUCAGAGAACCGCAACAGUAUUCAGAGUGAAAAUAGCUCGGAAGGCGCAGUGGUAAGACGCAACAUGCCGAAACAUCAACGACCGCUGACACGAUACUUGCCGAUAUUUUCGGACCUGAAUUUGCGGGAACACAUCGAGUCGGCAGGCCAUCAAAUUGCACUGUGUCCUCAUGUCUUUGUUGAUCGAACGACCUGUAAAGGAUACCUUCACAAGAUCGGAAACUACUUUGGAUGGUCGAAACGUUGGUUCGUCCUCGAUCGAGAUAAGCGUGCUUUAAUCUACUACACCGACAAAUCCGAGAAAAAAGUUCGUGGAGGAGCAUAUUUUUCGGCAAUUGACGAAGUUUAUUUGGACCACUUGAACGUCACAAAAUCUAAUCGCCCGCACAGCACUUUCAUCGUGAAGACAAAGAAACGCUUGUACCAUUUACAAGCACCUAGUGAUCAAGCAGCCCGCAUUUGGAUUGACGCAAUCAUCACCGGAGCUCAAGGAAACUUAUCAGAAUUUUACGAAUAAUCAAACAAUUUUUUUUUUCAAACCAUAACAAUAUUUAACAGAACUAACAAAAAAGAAACACAAGAAACGGAAAAUAGUUGCCAUAUUUUUACAUUACAAAUUAACACAUGUCACAAACAAACAAUUUUUAACAGGAAACAUAAAAAAAGUGUCUUAACGCAGUAUAAUUAAUCGUAUUUAUAGUUGAUAAGAAUGUUUUACAAACAGAGACGCGAUGAGAACCGAGCGCCUAAAGAGGAAAAUUUUACCAAAGAUUACCACAAACACUGUCUUAUAAAUAUUUUUUUUUUAAAUUGUAAGACUCAACUUACAAAUAAUAAUUAAUUAAAUUAAAAAAGGUUCUCUCGCAAACAAAAGAAAACUUGGAAAGAAUUCCUAAAACGACUAAAAAUAUUAAAUAAUAAUAAUUUAGAGAUCGUAGAGACUAAAAAAAACUUUUUAUUUUUAAGAUUACUUUUUUCUUCCUUUUUUGGUCAGAAACUGAAUUACUACUUACUAUUU